CUAUUAUUGCGCCACCUAGCGGGUGUUAAUGCAAGUUUUUGAAGUUUGUUUUGUAAACAUUCGUAAAACCGUAAUAUGUUAAAGUUGUUGUAAAAGCAAAAGGGCGCUGCGCAACUUCACAAACGGAUAAUUGAGAACCACUUUCUGUGCCCAGGUUAUUCCAGGUACUGGUACUGGUAUGUCCGUUUAAGCAAUAUUUUAUUAUGGAAGAUAUUUUAGCUAAAUUAAGAUGCUCAGACAAUCAAGAAGAACUUGUAUUAUUGUUACAAAGUGCCAGAAAAAUGAUCCAAGAUUCGGAUGGCAACGCAAAUUUACUGUGUUUACAAGAAGAUGGAAUAUAUAAUGAAUAUGAUCAAAAAGAUUUCACCACUUACAUUGCCAACUCUUUUGUCACAAUAUUAUUGUAUUAUCAUAAUGAGGUGAUAAUAUUCCAACCAGCAUCUGAUGUCUUGAUCACUCUGCUAAAGUGUUUUCCUUCUUUGAAGCCAAUACUCGGACAGUCUGGUGUUUAUCAUAAUCUUGUUCGUAUAAUGGAGCAGCACUAUAUUGGUUUGAGCAGCAAAGAUAAAAAGUCUGCCAGCAAUGACACAAUUCAGUCUAUAAGAAUUGAAUUCUGCUGUUUACAACUUUUGUUGGAAAUGACUCGCGAUUGCUCUGCUAAUAUUGUUAAAUGUGCAGAGGUGGAUAUCAUGUACAUUAUAGCAAAUAACUUACAAGUAAAAUCUACAUCUUUUCAACUGCAUGCUGUAGCUUUAGAACUAUUGAGUUGCUUGAUCGGAAAAGGUAGGAAAUCCGAUCACUAUAAUUAUCUGCGCUGUGUUUGGAGACAGCAAUGUCUCGUACAGGAAUUACCUCUUUCUGCAGGAAAAUCUUCAAGCCAUAAACUUGAGUCUUCCUUGUUAAUUACCAUUUUGAAACUGAUGAACAGCCUUUUGAUUGAUUCGGACACGGUUCAAGUUUUUGGAUUGAAGUGUCUAUAUGUUCUUAUGGAAAUCAAUGGAGCAUAUGAGUUGUUGUGGACAGAAGGAGCAUUUGAUACAACAUUGCAUGCUAUUUUUCAUUAUUUCACUUGCAAAGAAAUACAGCUAUGGGGAUCUAUGGUAUUAAAGAUGUUACUUUUCAAAUCCAUAUGCUUUGAGGAAUCCGAGUCACUGCCAACUAUCUUGCUUUCAAAAUAUGAAAUGCUGAUUCAUGUGCUAUCUUGUUCGUUGGCAAGUUACUCGCACUGUGCUGAUAUUUUAAUUUCGGUGUGUGAGAUUAUUAAGGCUGUCAUUUUCAUAUCAGGCGAUCUAACUUUGAAUAUGAUCAAUGCUGGAAUUCCAAAAGAUCUCAUACAAAUAUUUGCAGAUGUUGAUAAAAACAAUAAAAUAUCAUUCUAUGAUGAUGAGGAAGAUAUAAAAAAUCAUGUUUUGUCAACAAUUCGAUUAUUCACUUCAAACCCAAAACACUGUGAAUCUAUUGCCUCUUCUCAUCUUUCAUCUUCACAUAAUCCAGUUGUAAUAUCAUGUCUACAAUUUCUUGGUGGUGACAUCCUUGCUAAAAGAACUGAAGGAGAAACAUCCUUGCUUAUGAAAGCAUGUUCAACAUCUCAAAUUUGUUUGGUGGAUUGCAUGUUACACCUAGAGCACUUAUUAUUUUUGCAUGGGAUUAAAAAAAUCAAUCUGGAUGAUAUAAAAGCAUGCUUAAGAUAUAUUUUCACAAUGGAUACAAGAGAUUCUAUCGUUAUUGGUCUUUUGCUCCGAUUUUUAUUUCAUCAUGGAGAGCAGAAUAUUGUUGACUGGAAACGUUUGAAUAUGAAAGAAUUGAGUCAACGUUCAUUGAAGAUAGCAUAUACUCCAAUGAGUGAGGAAACACAUCGAAUACACUGUGAAUAUUCGUCCAAUCCAGUAAAAUCAGGAUUCAAGUUAUCACUUCAUAUAUUGAAUGCUGUAUGGACGCCGGAAAACUGUACAACUGAAUUGGUUGAAAUACUUGAAAACAAAUACUUUGAUGCCGUUGAUGUUCUUAGUGAAAGUGCUGCCAAUAAAUUAACAACUAAUAAUUGGAUGGAACCCAUGUUUGAAUGUUGUUGCUCUUGUAUACAGAAUAAAAAAUCAAUUGAUGGUGAAGAUAAGAAAGUAAAUUUCUGUGAUCAUUUGCAUAUAUCGUUUGAUGAUGAGAAGCCGUUUACUUUUGAAUCUAACUUUGAUGUAAUCGAUGCAAUUGAAGACAAUAAUGAACAUUCAUUAUGUGAAAUGUGUCAUGGAAUAUUAAACAGUGUCAACAUUUCUGGAAAAACAUGCCUUUCUACUGAUUUGUUUGAUGAUCACAGAGAUAGCAGAAAUGUAACCAGAAUGGACAUCUCAUAUAAUGACUUGAAAUCUCUCACGUUUCUUUCACAAAUGGAUCAAUGUAGAUUGACAUUGUCAAAUUUAGAAAGCUUUAUCUGCGGACAUAAUGUUCUGACUCACAUUCCAUGUUCUAUGACAGAGCUAAUGAAAAAUGUCAGAGAGAUGAAAUUGGAUCACUGUUGCUUGUCACAAUUCCCCAUUUCAAUACUUAUUCAUUGCCAUCAACUCGUUUUGUUGGACGUUAGUUGCAAUGCUAUAGAUGAUUGCUGGGAGAAUUUCAAUUUUCAUUCAACGAUUGCUCAUCAGAAUUUAUCAACAUUGAAGAUGUCAGGCAAUAAAAUCUGCCAAUUUCCAUACAAAUUGUGCUCAGCGCUGAAAAUACUAAAAAUAUUGGACUUAUCCCACAAUGAAAUAAAGGUUUUGCCUGAACUUGAUUCUGGCAAGGACAUAUUCAUUUCUGAUACUUUAAAUUUAAGUAACAAUUCAAUUGAAAGCAUCAGUCUUUCAUUUAUGAUGAAACUUGCAGCGACAAAACAUUUAAAUUUAUCAAAGAAUAAUAUAACGACGAUUACUGAAGAUUUGAGUGAAAAAAGGAAUGCCAUUAUGUCAUUCAGUAUAAUUAAUCUCAGUCAUAAUAAAUUAAAUUGUUUUCCGUCAUGUUUGAUCGGUUUCAAAUCGUUAAAGACCAUCAACUUGUCUUAUAAUGUAAUAUCAUCAUUUCCUGAUUUAUCAACUGUCACUGCAAUGCUGGUUGAUCUGGAUUUAUCGAAUAAUAAAAUUUUCAAUAUUGAGGACUUCUUGAAAUCUGUUACUAGAUAUUGGUCGAAUUGUCUUCGAGCAUUCAAAAUUGGAAACAACCAUCUUGUUUCUGUGCCAGCUGAUAUAGGAAUGCUUAAAAACUUGGAGGUUCUUGAUUUGCAAAACAAUUUAUUGACGCAUGUUCCUAACGAUAUCGGCAAACUUUCAAAGCUUUACCAUUUAUCUCUUCUUGGGAAUAAACUGGAUAUUGAUAACAAUAUAUUGACAGGUCGCACACAGAAUUUAUUGCAAUAUUUUUUCUCUCGUCUCAAGAAAUCUGAUGAGAGGUUAAAACAGGCCAUAAUUCUUAUUGGAUAUCCUUCAGAAUGGAGGACAGCUUUUUUGCAAUAUUUAACUGACAUAUAUGGAUUAAAAGCAGUAAAAUCAAGUUUUACUGAAGGCGAAAUACAAAUAUUUAAUUGGUCUCUCUCUACUGAUACAAGAUGUUUCAAUAUAUCAUUAUGUGAUGUCAAUAUAAAGGAUGAUUCAAUUUACAAGUCUUAUCCUCAAUUGACUUUUUGUGAUUGUGCUCUUUAUAUUGUUUUUUGUACAAAGGAUUCUGAUGAAGAAACUUUGAAAACAUUAAAAGCUGCUCAAUCUUUUGCUCCAUACUGUCCUGUUCUUUGUGCCGAUUUAAGAGGCAAUGGAUCUGAAUUGAAUUCAAUGUUAUCUGGAAAAAGUCCUGGUUGUCCUGAUUAUAUUCGUCAUCUGAAAUUUGAUUCCAAUUUACCAGAUUCUGCAGAUGUUGAGAAAAUUGUCACCUGUAUUUCAUCACUACUUGAAGACUACAAAGUAAAAGGAGUUCCAAUGUUUGUUAAUCCUGUUCCAAAAAAUUACAUUGACUUGGAAGCAAUGAUAUUGGAGCUAAGACAUAAACUAUACAAUUUUCCAGUAGUAAGUUAUAGCAGUUUGAUUGAUGCAAUCCAAAAUCAUCAACAACUUCGGUUAAAUCUUGAAGAUGGUGAGGAGUUGCUGUCUGCAAUUCAUUUUCUGACCAAAGUUGGCGUGAUAUGGCAUCAAAAUGAUCCCAGAGAUGGAUUACGAAAUUAUUUUAUUCUGAAUCCAUUGUGGCUGCUUGAUCUUUUUCAGAAGGUGUUCAACUCUGUCGAACAAAUGCUAGAAAACAAUGUUAGUACUUUUCCCAAAUACAUUGUUCAUACCAGCAUCAUAAAAGAAGUUAUUGGAGAUAUUUUCACAAAGGAAUCAUCAAAUGCUACAAAUGUAUCAAGCUCGUCUGAGAGGAGAUUUAUUUCUGCAUUACUGCGUCUCAUGCAAAAUCGCGGAUUGAUAUUUCUGAUAAACAAUGAUCAGUAUUUUGUGCCAUAUUUUCAAGAUGAAUCUCCCAAUCAUGGAUUUAUGGAAGAAAAUAUUCACAGAAAUAAUUCUUACAGAUUUCUGCAGCUGGAUUAUGUGCCUGUUAAUUUCUGGCAUCAUAUCAAUGCUGGUCUUUUGACGAUUUACAGCGACUCAUUGUCAAGUAAAGCAAGUUCAGUUAUAUAUUGCUGGAAGAAUGGUAUUUCACUCAGAGUGAAUGAAUGUUUGGUGUUUUUGCUCAGGGAACCUGAUCCAGCUGAAAUGACAAGUUUCAAAACUGUUGCAUCGGAUUCAAGGCCAAUCAUCGAGAUAGUUGUAAGCAACAAUGAAAAGUACAAGGUUAUACCACUGGUUAUUGAUCAUAUUCAAAACACUAUUGAAGAAUGGUUUCCUGAUUUGAUGGAUUUUGAUAUUCAAGGGAAACAACGCUUUGUUCAGUAUAUACCUUGUGCAUUAUGCAUUGCUGAUAGAAACAAGAAUACGGAGGAAGAAGAAUCUUAUGUGCAUUUCUAUGAGUUUUCAGAACUUUCUAGAGUAUCUGAACCCGGUUUUGAAGACAAUGUUAAAAUAUGCCCUGCUCAUUCACAACAGCCAUUAGAUGAAUUGGUUCCGGGUAUUUUUUUGAAAGAUUUCAACCAGAAAUAUGCAUUAGAUCCAUCUGAUAUUGCUUUUCAACAAGAACCAGAAGAUUUGUUAGGUGAGGGUGGAUUCGGCACAGUGUUUAAAGGAAAAUGUAAGCAGACUGAUGUUGCCAUUAAACUACUUCGUUCGGUUUCAAGUAACCCUGCAUAUAUGAACUUGAGAACUGAACUCAACGUGCUUGCUCGACUUCAUCAUCCGAGCAUUAUAAAAUUGAUUGGAUAUAUAUUGUCAUCAAACAAAUCUCAUCCGACACCAUUACUAAUAAUGGAACUGGCAACCGGCAAUUGUCUCACCAAAUAUAUACAGCAUUUUAAAAAUGUAUCAGUCAAUGAAGCAUUGAUUAUUUUUCCAAGGUUUAUGAGGCUUAGGGUCUUGUUGCAAAUUCUCGAAGGAAUUGAAUACAUGCAUCGACACAACAUUGUGUAUAGAGAUUUGAAACCUGACAAUGUACUUAUUAUGACGAUGGAUGAAAAUAAUCCAAUGAAUGUGAAAUUAGUUGAUUUUGGAAUUGCACUCUCUAUUACUCCAGCAGGUACGAUAGGUGGAUGUGGUAGUCCUGGAUAUUCAGCUCCAGAAGUAGUUGCAUUGAAGAUGACAAGAAAUGGUAUUUGGAGAAUAAUUCCUUAUACUAAUAAAUGUGAUAUCUUCUCAUUUGGAUUAGUUGCAUAUGAAGUAUGUGUAUGUAGAACACCCUGGUUUCUUCAAGCAUGUACAAUACAAGGGAUGUCUUUGCCUUCGAAUGUACCAGAUGAAGCAAUUUUAAAGGGUGUUAUUCCUUCCUCAUUGACAACAUUCGAUGUAAAUCUUCGGUGGCCUCACAUGCAGUCAAUAAUAUCGAGAUGUUUAAAAAGAAAUCCAGAAGAUCGACCAACAGCUCAACAAUUGCUCGAUUCUAUACGGCAUCCGGAGAUUUGUUGUUACAGAAAUCGCAUCAACAUCGGAAAUGCAAAUGUUGCAGCUGUAUCUCAAUAUCAAGUCACAUCAUCAGAUCAACAGUCAAUAGAUGAAGCAGUGUGUCAUAUCAAGAUUUUGUCUUCACAAUCUUCUGGAAAUUUGGUGCAUCUUGAAGAUGAUAGAUCAAAGAACAGUGUGAAAGUGACAUCAGUUGUGGCAGGUUCUGUGAAUUUAAUGGAGCAAACUACAUAUCAAAUUGAUGGAAGAAAUAUAACAUCUCUUCUACUAAUUCCUGAUGGACAAGGCAUGAUUAACAAGAAUCCCAAUUCGGGAGAUACUCGAACACUGAAGUUUUUAGCCGGAACAGCAGAUGGAAAAUUGAUGCUUAUUACAGAGCAAAAUUCCAUUUUUGUUUUGUCAAAUCUUUGGAACAGAAUUGAAUGCCUUCAUUUACUUAAUUAUGCUGAUGAUUCUUUUGUUGCUCUUGGCCUCAGUAAUGGCUGCAUCAAUUUGUUCACUCUAGAGCAGAUAAUCAACCAACAAUGCAGAAGACCACACUCCAUAUUGGAUUUAUCUUUAUAUUGUAAUUCAAGAAUUGUACAGUGCUUAACAUCUGGUGAUGAUGGGUUGCUAUAUGCAUGUUGCGUACGCCAUAUUGUAUGUAUAAAGAUAAAGAAAAAAGGUUCUCUCGUUAUUAAGAAAAUGAAAUUAAUUCCAAAAUCACACUCUGGAAAAUCUGGCAUAAAGCAUAUUUCUAUAUGCAAUGGAAUUCUUUAUGCAUCAAGUUCAAAUGUAUUUAUCUCAUAUUUUGAUUUGGAACGAAGAUUCUGUGUUUCCUGUGUGCAAUAUGGACUUGGAAAAUAUACUGCAAAAUAAUAAUGAUUUCUUCGGGAUAUCUUUUGCAAUCACUUCAAUUCUCGCAGACAAGGCCAGAGCUGUUUUGUAUGUUGGCCUGACAACAGGGCAUAUUUUGCUAUUUGAUUGUGUAUCUCUGGGACAUAACUUGCCAAAUUCUCCGUAUUUGAUCUCUGUGAUUCAUCAACACACAGGACCAGUGUGGAAAUUGUCUUAUUUGCCAGGUCCACAGAAAGAAAAAGAUCUCAUUCUUUCAUUUGGACAUGGAUUUCAGUGGUCUUCACAAAAGAGUCAUCCAUUCGAAACGACAUUCGACGCUGGUUCCAAUAGUUCAUUUGUAACAUUUUGUGAUGCCAAUAUACCAAUCAUAGCGGAAGAUAUGAAAAAAGUUAAAGAGAAAAGAAGGAUUAUGCUGAAUGACAUGGAAGAUUGAGAUUAGUUUCUUCAUAACACAGAGCUCGAAUUUUGGGCUGUAAUUUAUGUUUAAUGAAAUUUAUGAACUACUGGUAGUCAGUUUCUUCGAUUUCCUUUGUAUUGAUACUUUUAUACCUCUCUACAUCUUUAUUACAUUAAGCUUUCACUUUGUGUUUAAAUGAUGUUCAUGCUAUUAUUAACCCAUUCUGAUCAAUGAAUUUCUAUGUUUUUUUCAUGUAGAUGUUCAGAGACUUGAUUUUGAAUAGGUUUGUUUGUCAUCAAUCAAAUUUGAAACACAAAAUAGGACUUUUAUUCCAUCUCCUGGGUAAGAUAGACUGACUGCUGCCUUCAUGUUAUUUGUACUUUACUAGAAUUAUUUUAUAGAUUUUUUUUAAAUGUGACUUUUCACAUAUCGUCCAAUUAUUAUUUGUUAUGCAAAACUUGAUAAUUUAAUUAUGCACCAUUGGGCUCAGGUUAUUAAUUUUGACUUUGUACAUAGUUUAUAUAUUUUUUGAUUUUCAAUUAGCUUCUAUGCAGUGUAUGCAUUUUAAGAAUCAAAGUUUUUUUUUGAUUUUAUAAAUUUUUCUCUGAAUAUCCCUAUCUCUCCAGUCCAGUUUAUAUACAGUAAGCAUAUUAUUACUUAUCGAUUUUAAUCGGUAAGUAUGUUGAUAGGUAUUUGUCUGUCCGUUUGUCUGUCAGAUGCACGCGAUAUAUCACGAAAGCAAGAUUGAAUCUGCUCCAGAUUUUGCA
Molecule: messenger RNA, 7997 nt
Organism: Styela clava
Lineage: Eukaryota; Metazoa; Chordata; Ascidiacea; Stolidobranchia; Styelidae
Product: leucine-rich repeat serine/threonine-protein kinase 2-like
Biological process (GO): protein phosphorylation
Molecular function (GO): protein kinase activity; protein binding; ATP binding
Source: RefSeq, a predicted model, not a curated record